This is a messenger RNA of Brassicogethes aeneus, 2227 nucleotides long. The record is from the annotation of a GenBank genome assembly. Lineage: Eukaryota; Metazoa; Arthropoda; Insecta; Coleoptera; Nitidulidae.
UUGCCUAUAUAUGAGAUAAGGAUUGAUUUAUCAUUAUUAGAUACCAUUAACUACCUAUUUAUACAUUAUAAUAACCAUUAUACUAUCUAAAUCAUAUGCAGGUUAGAAUAGUAAAAAAUGUUCAUGCAAACUAAAAAAAUAUGUCUCACAAUAAAGUAGGAGCAAAACACGAAUGAUACGGCGAAGACAGGUGCUUUUGCUACAAUACAUACAUUAUUAAACGGUCUCGGUUAGGAUAGGGGUUUCAGACUGAACUUUCAGUCUCCAACACAAAACUAGGGAGGCAACUAGUAGAAAGUUAUGAAAUAAUCAAUAUUCAGUCCUUGUGUAUAUUUAAACAGUCGAUCCAAACAUUCAGUGUUUCUUUAACAGUUUCGUUUUUAAUUCCAAGCGGCCAUGAGUUAUUUUUUUAGAAUGUGGUGAUUUCGGGGUUUCGGUCAAAAUUUCUUUUUUUUCUCGCAAAACAUGAACCGUUACACGAUCCUCCAUCAGCUAGGCGAUGGCACCUAUGGAUCCGUUGUUUUAGGUCAAAGGAAAGACACUGGCGAGAAGGUGGCCAUCAAAAGAAUGAAAAGAAAAUAUUACUCGUGGGAUGAGGCUAUGAAUUUAAGGGAAGUUAAGUCUCUAAAAAAACUUCACCACGCCAACGUAGUUAAAUUAAAAGAAGUCAUACGAGAAAAUGACGUUUUAUAUUUUGUUUUUGAAUAUUUACAAGAAAAUUUGUAUCAACUUAUCAAGGAUCGAAGAGUUCCAUUUCCCGAAGCUACUGUACGGAAUAUGCUUUAUCAGAUUUUACAGGGCUUAUCGUUCAUCCACCGACACGGAUUUUUCCAUAGAGACUUAAAACCCGAGAACAUACUUUGUUCAGGGCCGGACCUGGUCAAAAUAGCCGAUUUCGGUUUAGUGAGGGAAAUCAGAUCGAGGCCUCCAUAUACCGACUACGUGUCGACAAGAUGGUACCGAGCACCUGAAGUGCUGCUACACUCAACAACCUACAGCAGCCCUAUUGAUUUGUGGGCUGUGGGUUGUAUAGCAGCAGAAAUUUACACGUAUAGACCCCUGUUUCCUGGCACGACUGAAACCGACCAACUCUAUAAAAUAUGUGCUAUUAUGGGAACACCAGACAAGAGACAAUGGCCUGAAUGCUACCAACUUGCAGGAGCAGUGGGCUUUAAAUUUCCCUAUUUUGCCAAAACACCAAUAAGCGAUGUAGUGCCACAAGCUGGAUCUUUAUCAGUAGAUCUGUUGGAGAAUUUUUUAGACUGGAACCCUGCUAAACGACCAACAGCCCAGACGGCUUUAAAACAUCAAUUCUUUCAAGUUGGUCCACAAUUUCCCUUGCAAAAUAACCGUCAGAUUCAAAUAAAUAGUGCUGUUAAACAACAAUCAAAUGUAUUUUUACAGCAAAAUGAAAACAAGGAUUUGUUUGGUCCUUCACUUCCCCAAGUAGAUAUACAGUCUAAUGGACAGUCUUUGAACAAUAUGCCGCAAAAUAUGCAUCCAUCAGUACAAAUAAACAUCCAGUCCCUUAUAAAACCCAUGUCGGAAGUAGAAAAACCCCAACAGGCAACAAUAGCACCAGUAGUUUAUAGUUUUGGCCAAUCGGACUACGCUAGCAAAUACUUUCCUAAUUUACAAAAUGUUCAACAAAAUUUGGGGAGAGCUUUGCCAGCAAAGAAACUAUCAUGGAACUACGAUUACGAAGAGGACGAUUUUGCCGAUAUAUUGGGCAAGAUCAAAAUGCCGCAAGCGGAAAAAUCGAAAGAGGGGCACCAAGCCGCCAAGCUGAACCUGAGCCAGUACAAUCUGGAGGAUCUGCUUGAGCCACUGGCGAAGGCGAGCGCCGGAACGGCAAGGAGUCAGUAUUUGAGCGUGUCCAGGUACGUAGCCGGUCAGCCGUCGGCUGUUAGACGAGGAGAUCCAAACGUUAAUUUAAUCCCCACAUACCCGAACAGUAGGCGAAAUAGCGGACUUUUUAGUAAGAAACCAGGAAAAAUCGACCUCCCUUCAAUAUGGAAUGAUCCAAUGGGCGACAUAACAAACGGUACUCAAAGAACAAUUGCCGGAUUGAGUCUGCCAAAUGCCGGGGGUAUCGAUUGCACAGCCAAAUAUUUUAAGUAAAAAUCGUCAAUGAUGAAAAUAAUCUGUGAUAGUUACAUAUUUUUUGUUUAAACACUUUCCAUAUUGUAUAUUAAUUAUUAACCACAAUAAAUAUAUUAACUGUUAA